AUGCUUACAAUUUUACCGAUUAUCUACAUCCUAUCGAUAUUCAGUCUGGUAAAGGCGGCACCACUAUUCAAUAAUGGGAGUUCUGCUUUCACAUCAUUUUCUGUGGUGAGUCCGUCGAUGGUUUCCAUCCCGGCACCAGAGAUAUCGAUAUCUUCUAAAGAUAAACAGCAAUUAUCUGAUACAACCUCUCAAGAUUCUACUUCGGUGGUUCAACCUGUCUAUACAUCAUUAUUUGACUCGUCAUUUGUGUCUGCAAUUUCCACUCCAACUUUUACACCAACUUUUUCAAUCCCAUCAGUUUCUUCAGACAUAUCAGCAAUUUCUGAUACCGUUUCAACUGAGAAAACAACUCAAUCAAUCGUUUCAACAAAUCAAGCGUCUGUAUCGCAAACUUCAAGUACUGUCAGUGAAGCACAAUCAGUUGUAUCAACUCCAACCAUUUCUUCUGUACCAGUUUCAUCUGUUGUUCCAACUUCUUCAAGUACAGUAUCUGCUAUUGAGGAUCCUAAUGUUUCUAGUACUUUGUUAUCCGUUAUAAGUACACCUCCGGUGUCUACUUCGGUGUCAGCUGUGGUAUCUGAAAAGCCAUCACAAGUAGUAUCCAAUACAGACGUGUUGGUUAGCACCCUUACCACCUCAAGCACUCCACCAGCAUCCGCAAGUAAUCCACCAGUUUCUGUAAGUACUCCACCAGUAUCUGUUAGUACACCAGAUGUCUCAGUUUCAGCUCCUGUCUCAAAUGCUGCCAGUACCGUUAUUGCUCCUCCUUCUUCUACCUCCACUCCAGUAGUUUCAUCUGUACCAAUUCCACAAAUAUCAACUCAAGAAACUCCAGUUAGCGGAGUCGCCUCUACUACAUUGUCAAAUAUUGUUCCUUCAAGUGUUGCUACAGAUACAAACACUUUCCCAAUAAGUUCGAUAAUUACACCUUCUGUAGCUGCAUCAAGCGUUCAAUCUAACACUGACAUUCUACAACCUGUUUCUACCAUAUCUACAUUACCAAACACUGUUAGCGGUAUUUCAAGUGUAACUACAAAUGAUGUCCCAACACAAUCUCAAAUAACUGUCCCAUCUUCCAUUCCAAAUACUCUACCAGUUACACCUUCCUCUGUCGAAGCUGUAACGUCUACUCCAACUAGAAAUACACCAACUUUUGUUAGUAUAAGUUCAACAGCUACAGUUGCAGCUCCUAUAUCAGAUAUCUCAACAGGUCCUGUUUCUGCUCCAGUAUCAACUCAAAUUUCUGCUCCUCCUUCACAAAUUACUCCAGAUCAACCAAAAUUACCAACGGUAACACCUAGUAGUAUUAGUAGUAGAACUAGACGUGCGUCAUCAUCUACAGCUGAUAAUUGGUGGAUUCCAACUCAACUUAUUACAGCAUCCACUCAAGUGACAGGAUCUGCUAUGGUUUCAAGUGCCGCAACAAAAACUCUUCCUCAAGUUAUUGGUGCUGCCACAAGUGUACCAACACCUGAAGGUUAUACGGUGAUUACCAUUGGAUUUAAAGAAGCUUUGAAUUAUGAAUUCAUAGUAUCAAGUCCAAAAUCAUCAGCACAAAUAUUUUCCUUCCUUCCAUAUGUUCUAAAUACACCAUUUGAUGAUAUUUAUGAUAAUAUUACUGUAUCAAGAUUAGUUCCUUUACAGAAGAAAGACAUUGGUUAUUUCAUAACAGUCGCUGAAGUUCUUUUCCCAGAAAGUGCUAUUGCAAAUCUUUCCGUUUAUAUUAAAGAUACAAAUAGUUCUCUUUACACAAAGAAUGAUGAUGCCUUAAGGUCAUUAGCACUAUUGAUUGAUCCAUCCAUUCCAUUAACAGGUCUGGUAACAUCAGCAAAUUCUGCUGAUACUUCUUCAUCUUCUUCUUCUACAGAUUCAUCAUCAUCAUCCUCCAAGGGAAAUUCUGACCACAAAUCUGGUUCAACUUCAGAAGAUGAUGACUCCUCUUCAGAAGAUAUGGGGACAUUAGAAUAUUCUGGUAAAUCAAGUUCUAAUCCAACAGGUAGUAUUAAAAACAAAAAGACGCUAGUCCCUCUUGUGGUUUGUACCGUAGGUGGGGGUAUCUUAUACAUUUGUUUAAUGACAUUUAUUGUCAGAUUUUUCGUUAGAAGACAUCGUGAAAGACAAGUGGCUAUAAAAUUCCCAGACGAUUCAAGUUCAAGUUCAAGCGAAUUUAAUAACGAGAAGAAGGAUACUAAUCGUCAAUCAAUUACUGCUUCUAUGAAGAUUAAUAUGUGGAUGGAUCAUUCAGAAUCCAACAAUGAAGGUGGAUUAUAUUCUUCUGAUGUUCCAGCAAAGAAAUCAAUGAUUAAGAUAUCUAAACCAAUUGCCACACAAAAUUCCUUGGGUUGGAAUGAUGUUUAA
Molecule: messenger RNA, 2358 nt
Organism: Naumovozyma castellii
Lineage: Eukaryota; Fungi; Ascomycota; Saccharomycetes; Saccharomycetales; Saccharomycetaceae
Gene: MSB2
Product: Msb2p
Exons: 1
Coding region: 1-2358 (785 amino acids)
Source: RefSeq, a predicted model, not a curated record